AUGAGUACCGUGUUACAAACUUAUGCGCUUCGAUUAGAGACAGAUGCGAUCAGCAUGGUUUACAUUGGAAUUACUAUACUUUGUUUCCUAUUCACCGUGCAGUGUUCCUUGUACGAAGGAUCUGCAGUUAAUAGUAAACAAUUAGAGGAACAAAUUACUCUCCAGAAACAAUUCAUAGAUGAUUGGAAAUGCAAUUCCAAUUUAGACUGUACCGUGAUUAAUAGUAAUUGCGUGAAUAGUACGUGCCAAUGUUCUCCAGGCUAUGUUUACAAUGGAGAAAUGACGUCGUGCGUUAAAAUCGUUGAUACUUAUGGCGAUAAAUGCAACGAAUCGAUACAGUGCUCCAGGUAUUUAUUGAGUGGUGCAACUUGCCUAAAUAACAUAUGUAUAUGUUCUGAGGGAUACUAUUAUGCUCAUGGAAGAUGUAUUGCAUAUACAGGAUUGAAUAAAAAGUGUCACCAGGACUACGAUUGUUACGUAUUUGCCACUUACGGUGCAACAUUUUGCGACAAGGGAAUCUGCAAAUGCAGCCCCGGAUUUUAUCAACGCGAAUAUAGAACGUGUCGUCCAAAAGCAAAAGACUUCAACGAUGAAUGUCUGAUACGUAACGACUGUGCAUUUAACAACACUGCAUACUGUAACGAUGAAUUUAAAUGCGUUGUCGAGUCUGUAUUAUUUUCUAUUACCAACUUCAUAGAUGACAAGAUAAUAAGAUACGAUUUUUCCGUAGAACUCAGCAUAGAGAAAAAAUGCACAACGAACGAAAAUUGCAAACAAUUCGAUAAUACGGUAUGUGGUCCUUUAGGAAAAUGUGUUUGCAAACGUGCGUAUUUCCUCCAUGAAAACGGAAAAUGCGUUCCAGAACUUGGAGAACCCUGUCUCGUGAAUGAUACCGCUCAUAUAGAAAGAUCAGAGUGUAAAUACGGUAAAUGGAAUUGUAAAUCAAACCAAGUUGCUUCUGUCGACAAUCGAAGCUGCAGAAAGGCGAACAGAAAGUACAAUUAUUCGUGUAACUUUGACGAGCAAUGCCAUACUUUUGGACCGGAUGCAGUCUGUAAUAAUGAGAGAUGUCUCUGCAACGAGAAUUCUCAAUUCAUUGAAUCUGAAUUAUUUUGUUGGGUUAAGAGAAAGAUUGGUGACAAAUGCCAGCAGUCUAAAGAUUGUUAUGUUAAUGACAAGAGUGCCAAACCAUCCUGCAAAAAUAAUAUUUGCUCUUGCCCGAAGGGAACUCAAGCAAAUGCUGAGCUCACAGCUUGCGAAGAACGUGUAACAGGUAUUAAUUCUACUUGCACUAAAAACAGUGAUUGCCCAACGGAAAAUUCAGAAUGCAAAUCAAAUCGUUGCACCUGCAAGAAAAAUUAUGUUGCAAUCUCAGUUGAUUCGUGCUUGCCAGUUGUGGGGCAUGAAGAACCUUGUGAAAAUGAUCUUCAGUGCUCCGCCACAAUGGCGAAUGCAGUUUGUAUAGGUGAAGGUGGUUCGAAUGAAAAUAAAACUUGCGAUUGUGCCGCAAAUUGUCACUAUAAAUUUAAGAAGUGUUAUAAAACUAAAGAUAGUAACUUGUCAUCAAAAAUCUGCACGUUGGCGUAUAAAAAUAUUGAAAUUUCAGUUCUUGGUUCGCGGUGCGAUUAUCUUGGGGAAUGUUACCUAAAUUCGGACGAUUACCGUGUCGUCUGCAAAAAUAACCGUUGCUCCUGCAAUUGGGGCUACGUUAAAGCAAAUGACACUACGUGCAGAAUGGAUUCGAACACUCAACGUUACAAUAACGGUAAGUAGCCUUGACUCGUGACCGAUCGAAAGGUUUCCCCGCGUUUGAUUUCCGGCGAUGCAAGAGGAAAGACCGGUCGAAACUUUAACUUGUAGUUUGUUUUUUUUGAAUUGCGCAUGAAACUCUUAUGCGGCAAGGUAAUGUGCUUGCAAUUACGUCUUGACCGGUCGCAUGCCGUUUCUGAAGUUGCGUUGCAAUUUGCCGAUUGUAAAUGUCGAUAAAGCGUAUCUGCAAGGCGACACAGCCCAUCUGAAAGAGACCUUUUCGCGGAAAAGCUGACGAAGAUAGCCUGAAAAAAUGAAAUUUUUGGCUACCUUGCGUAUUAACACGAAUUCAUCGAUGCAUGUAUUCGUUUCAAUUCUAAAACUGACCACUAUUCGACUGUACAUAAGGUCUUUGGAUCGAAAGUCACUCGAAUAUAUGAAAUUCUUAUUCUUAAUUUUAGGGUUUAUC
Messenger RNA from Colletes gigas, 2218 nucleotides. RefSeq names its product prion-like-(Q/N-rich) domain-bearing protein 25. The transcript has 11 exons. NCBI's taxonomy places the organism in Eukaryota, Metazoa, Arthropoda, Insecta, Hymenoptera, Colletidae. Bases 1 to 1773 code for a protein of 590 amino acids. The record is from RefSeq and is a predicted model, not a curated record.